Messenger RNA from Ornithodoros turicata, 5228 nucleotides. RefSeq lists its product as uncharacterized. Gene Ontology annotation, molecular function: G protein-coupled receptor activity. The record is from RefSeq and is a predicted model, not a curated record. Gene Ontology annotation, cellular component: plasma membrane. Gene Ontology annotation, biological process: G protein-coupled adenosine receptor signaling pathway; adenylate cyclase-activating G protein-coupled receptor signaling pathway. The coding region runs from base 387 to 1499 and encodes 370 amino acids. The transcript has 3 exons. Lineage: Eukaryota; Metazoa; Arthropoda; Arachnida; Ixodida; Argasidae.
GAUCCGUUUUGUUCCGUUUCUCCCUCGUUUUCUUUCGAACUGCACAACGCCAACGAAAUAAGAACCGUUCGUGCUUUACACUAAGUGAAAACGGUUUUUAUUCGCCCUGUUACGUUCCAGAACUUUCCUCUUCCUGUAAAUAUUUCUUUCCGACGUUGUUCCUUUCCUCUUGUCGUGACUCCAAAGGUGAAGUGAGAGCAGUCGGUGUGACACCUCGUUUUUGGCGACGUUGACGGCCUGAAAGGGAUUCGCUCUCUCUCAUGACGAUGUGUCCACGUCUAUAAGCAGUAAUGCUGAAUUACUACACUGGGAACCACGUCUGCGGCAGGUGAACACCACUUCGACCCUGCUCAACCAAGGACCAUGUCAAGUGAAAGAUUCCUGACAUGAUUUUGCGGGUGCAAGACCUCUUGUCCAGCCCUCCCCCGAUGGCAUCUUCCCCGGUAAACUACUCCUCGCCGCCGUUCCGCGAGGACAUGGUCUCUAGUUCUAGUGCGGCCGUCCGUUUAAGCCUUUUGUCCUGCGUCGCAGCUGGAGGCUCGGUCGGUGGCGUCUUCAUCAUAUCCGCCGUCGUAGUGAUGGAACCUCUUCGCGCCCGUGGCAACGCCUUCCUUGCUUCGGCUGCCCUUGCUCACUUGCUUGUGUCAGCCGUGGUUCUGCCAUCUAUGUGCGUCGCAAUCCUGGCCAACGUGGCCCAGGACUCCGGUUUGUGUCGCUUUCAAUGGGCCUUAGUCGUCGUCUGUUUCUUCGCUUCCGUCCUCUCGUACGCCUUUCUCUCAUGUGAACUGCGCGCUCGAGUUUCGUCUUCACCAGUGACUCACCGUCUCUGCUGGACAAAGUCUCGUGUGCUGUUAGCAGUUCUUUUUUGCUGGACAUCUGCGAUAGCACUCGCUGCGGCGCAGCGUGCCUUCGACGUUGGACCCAAUUUCUGCAGUGCCAACGGGAUCUUCCUCCUCCCGGUUCACGUGCCAGUUGCUUGCGUCUUCAUCGGACUACCUAUUCUAGUCUCGGUCAUUUGCUUCGCUUGCACAGCGUGCGCCCUUCGACGCAAUGAUCCAGCUGACUCUUGGGCGAGAGAGCUGUUGCAGAGCCAUGUCACCGUGUACGUUAUGACGAUAGCCAUGUGGGGUCCUGCCGUAGUCGCCGCAAGCGUGUCCCUGGCUCGCCCGGUGGCGUCACACCUCAUCGACGCGGCUUGGUGGAUGGCCCUCUCUCACUCAUGCACGUACAGUUACAUCUACGCUGCGACGCACCGGACGUUCAGGGUAGCCUUUGCGAAACUCUUUUUCUACUGUUGCUGCAAGAGCCACGUGACUUUCUCACGGCCUUCGACACGCGAGCAACGGGGAGGUCAGACCCCGUCGGGAAGUUCGGGAUUACGGGUUCACAUUAUCCCAGCCAUGAAUAUCUACUCUGCGAAAAAAGAGGCAUAUUAUGGAGGGGGACAGUCCAAGCACUGUUCCCAGUCCAAGUCACUACACUGCAGCUAUGACCUUUAGCGAAUGUGUGGAUAUUGGGUGUAACUGCCUCAGUACAACGAACAUCCUGUGAACGUCAGACGCUCUGUGAACAAUACUGAGGUGUUGCAUCUGUGUGUGUGUGCGCGCGUGUGUGUGUGUAGCCAUGACGUUGGCUUCAGUCUCAGGUCGUGCAGCUGGCGUUUGAGUCAUCGAGUCGGCGAUGGCUUCUUCUCUUGUAAAUAUCCUCAUAUCAGCUGAUUUAUGUGCUUAGCAGCCUCGUGAAAUCUACGGCGUUUCCAAGCAAAUGAGUGGUAUACAGGAUCCUUUACCCAUACCAAUGGUGCUUCUAUAUGGUUAGAGGAGUACAUCUGGAGAUAGUGGUACAGUAUAGUCGCCGCACAGUGUACCCCCCCCCCCGUCCCCCGUCUACUGUGCUUGACCUUUCGUGACGCAAAGCUUGUACGAUACACUUGCUACCAACUGAUAUAACGUGGCCACCUAUCGUCUACACGCAUACAACGUGCCACUGCAGAUUUUCUUUUGUAGCGACCAAAACUGUCCUAGAUUGUUGCGAAGUAGUUGCGCAAAGUUCAUCAUUGACGCACAACACCAUACGGGAAAGAAAGAGGAAGAAAAACGCACGAUGCCUACAAGAAAUGUGUUCCGCUGGUUGCAUAACUGGACCGGGGGGUAGAACGUGGAUAUCCGCAUGUAAUUAGAGCCCAGAGUUUGAAAUAAUGCGCAGCGUUUAGUGAAGUCUACAAACUCUGUAUACCACUUUUGAAAAGAUACGGCCAGGUCGUUUAUUUGAAGGGGUCCCUGACUAGGUUAUGCGCGUUGUACGGUACCCUGGCCCUGUAGAGGAUAACAAACCAAACGCGGAAUUCCUCUACAAGGAAUGACGACCAUGUGCAUGUGCACGAUAACUUAUGGACGGUAUCACGGAAGCACAGACUCGUUCAACGAUAUCGAUUACUCCCUGUUGUAAAACUUUGAAUGUUUUCUUAUUCCGUGUUAGCGCCGCGAAGCAACUGUGGCUAUGAGUAACUUGUAAUUGUGCACGUUUGACUUCGACUCACCCGAGUACACCACAAAAGCUUUCGACAAAAUUCGAUAUCGACGACAAAAGUCUCUGCGACAAAGAGCUCAUUGCUUUUCGGAGGUCGAUAUUUUAAAGGAGACAAAACGUAGCUGAACUGUAAAUCGAUCUAUAGACCUGGAGGUAAUGGGGGACAGAUAAUUCUUUCCGAUGGCUCCUUGUUCAAUUUAAAAUUUAAUGCUGAGAUUAUAUACCCCUCGCGAUAACGCAUCACCGCCGUGUGCCGUAUUUCGCAUGGGCCCACUUCCUUUCGAAGAUAGCAGCGUAGCGCAUUCAACUAAAUACCCCAGGCCACAAUCUACGACAAUAAUGACACACUGAAGGCGCCUUUAGCCCUCUUUCUUUUUUUUUCCUCCUAAACAUUCAUCGAUCCAUACAUCCAUGAAGACAGUACAGUCAGGUCAACCGCCCGAUAUCGAAAGGGAAAAAAAAAAAAACGACGUUAUAAAAUUCGGCAGUCAGGAGUGGUCUAGAGAGCCCUGUAGCCUUCACUCUGGAAGCUAAUUUCAGAAGUGGAAGGCGUGUACCAUAAGCAAGACGGCACUUGCACAGCAACCUCGUUAAAGAGUACUUUUACACGUAUAAUGUCACCAAUGCUUCUAACGUCACAAUGCUACAUCUCGACAACGGGCUUCUUCGGUGUGGCAUGCGCAUAGCUUUCGCCCGAUGUCAGGUGCCCAGCAAUGUACCACUGCUUGCGCACGUGAGCAUUUAGCACAUUUAAUGCUGUUCAAUCGCUUUGUCUCAAGCUGUCACGUAGACAUAUCUCUUCUCUUGCUUCUUACAAAGAGCUGCAGCGUUAGCUUAGGAUUGCACUAGACUGCACAGCUGCGGCACGCACAUUCGUCUAGUCGUAAGGGCUUCGUAUAGUAAUGAAGAAGGAGUGCGUGUCACUCCGGGAGGUCAUGUUGGGCUUCUCGUGUGCUGUAGGAAACGAUCGCAGGUAAUCUGAACAUCGGUAUGCAAUAAGGGAAAAGUCGACAUAUCCCUUUCUCAGUGUCGUCACUGCGGUUUGCUUCUAACUAGUAAUAUCGAAAGAAAAUCUAGUACUGUGAGUACCGUGUCACCCUCAUUUCGCGGCGCUUCGUGUGAUUCGAGGGUAUAGGGUUUCGGUCCUGCUUGGGAACGACAACUUUAUUUUUGCGACGGUGAUUGGGGUGUUUCAUCGUCACAUGCGGUACUCGACCCCACUGCUCGUGGUUUAGUUUGGUGAAAAUAUAAUCAUCAAGCCUCAGAGUGAACCUCACAGCCUUGCACUAGCUGGGAAGCUUGCCGCAACAUGGACGGAUAAAGCGGCGGAAUACGAUAACUGCCGCGUACAUUUAUACAUAUCAACAUAGAACGCAUUCAACGCACGGUUAUAUCGGACGGUUUUGUAACACACUGGCAAAACUCACAUAGUAUUUUUUAGUGUUCAGUGAGUGGAGCUACUAUGUGGUAAUAAGUAACCUAUAAUUUCCCCCGAAAGACAGACUUUACAAACAAAGCGCCUCGAUUUUAUAAUUUAAAAAUACUCGCCAUCAUGGUAAUUUUGUACCAUACUAUGUAUUUCGGUCGUUAUUUUCAAAUGUUUACAAGUAUCACGCACAAUAAACCUGAUAGUCGUUGCUCCGCUAUUUGCAUUUGCCGACUGCAUUGCUAUCAAAAUUUUACUGGAAAAAGUAUUGUGUUUCCUAUACGUCGAAACCCAUGUUCCAUUUAAGAAAGUCAUUAAGUAAGUUUUGUUCGUUUCCGACUAUCUGGCACAUUCCUGUACGAAGAAGCACCUUGUCGUCCCUAUAGGUGAUCACAUGAGGCUUCCCAGCAUUAAGCUUUGUUCGGCUUCCCCCAUAUUGCGCAUAAAGUUUUAAGCCUUUUUGUAUCGAGACUGGAGUGCAAAGCACGUGCUAGUGCAAGACGUCACCUGCUUUUAUCUCUUUUCUGCUUUUAUUACCAUGCCACGAUAGUGGUUUUCCUUUGUAUCUCUCUAUCAUAUUGUGACUUGGGCACAUGAUUUAUAUUAUUGUAUUGAGGUAUGUCUUGGGUGACCAUAUAUCUCAAUGUAAAAAAACGGGCCAUAAGAGUGAAAGGAAGAAAGAGAGAAAAAACAGAAACAAGGAAAGCUUCCUAAUCAGAGAGUUGCGUCGAAAACACACACGCGUUUCUUCACCGUUUCAAAACAAUGACGGAAGGUGGCCAAUCCAGGUUAUACGAUCGUCCUUAAUUCAGAAACACAAAAGUUUCCGUGCAUCCGUCUCCGCGCAAAAGAAGGUCCUGGUGUACCUCUGGUCACCCAGGUAUAACGAAGUACGACGUACGGGGGUUGUAGUCUUUCCUCCGAUUCUCACUUCACUUCGAAACGCAGAAACGAUACCGCUGACAGUAGACAGAUCAUCUAUAGUCCAGUUUAGAAGUGGUGGCAGUGAGGAGGAAAUUAUGGACAAUUCCCAUGAGCAAUGUGAACCGGAGUUGCAAUCGUUGUUAGAGCGCUUUACAGGAAGCUGACCUACAUUUAAAAAAAAACAAAAACGCAUAGUGUCACAUCCAUUUCGACAUACUUUGCCAUACGUGUAACUAUACGUGUAACUUGGUGUGCCCUUGCAUGAGGCAGCGUAAGACUCCUGAUUUGGGCCUUGUCGAGGCAUUCCAAUGCGCAUGUCACGUUUUCCACACAAUUCGAAGUAUAUAUC